Molecule: messenger RNA, 1611 nt
Organism: Paramormyrops kingsleyae
Lineage: Eukaryota; Metazoa; Chordata; Actinopteri; Osteoglossiformes; Mormyridae
Gene: dxo
Product: decapping exoribonuclease
Biological process (GO): nuclear-transcribed mRNA catabolic process; NAD-cap decapping
Cellular component (GO): cytosol; nucleus
Molecular function (GO): mRNA 5'-diphosphatase activity
Source: RefSeq, a predicted model, not a curated record
UUUGUUGUAGGCUGAGUUGUUGCUGCUGCAGGUAUGAAUUAUUUUAUAUUUUUCUGUCAGCUUUAGAAAACCGCAUUAAAUGCUCGGAAAGUUGACCUGUCUACAGUUCGUGGAUUAUUAAUACCUCUCAAAGAAAAAAGACAUGGAACACCAUAACUAUCGAAAGCAGUUACCGGAUCAUUAUAAUCACCGGUUACCGCACAGAAGACUUCAAGAUGAACCUGGGGGCGAGUCUGAUGAACGACAUAAACGCCUGCGACGCGACCAAGACGUGGGUGUUACUGCUGCCGUAUCCGAACAUCCUCCGUUCCUGAGCACAAGGCGACACUUGUACGAAAGAGACUUUCCUCUAUACAAACAACCUGUGGAAGUGGGACACUUUUCUCUAGAUGCCAAACGCCGUUUUUUCAACGAUGACAGACAGCUGCGAUAUUAUAUCCAUCCGGACAGACACCCGAAUUUCCAUCUCCGUGAUGGGUACCGUGACCGGUACAUCAAGAGAGAUGAGGGGGUGAAGGAAAAACUGGACCACCUUCUCAGGUGGAUUUUGGCAAACAAAUCAAAAGUCCAGAUCCAAGCGGCUUCAUCACAGGAGCUGAACGUGGAUGUGGUCACGUGGCGGGGUCACCUGACCAAGCUGCUGACCACGCCCUACGAGACACGUGAGGGCUGGCUGCUGGCGGUGACGCGCUUUCGCGGCACGCUGUACAUCAGCGAGGUGGAGACCGAGGCGGAUCAGCGCAGCCGGGAGAGCCGCACCCAGAGGCUCGAAGAGAUGAUGUACUGGGGGUACAAGUUUGAGCAGUACAUCUGUGCAGACGGAGCUCAGAAUCGGCCUGAUCCUGGCGGAGUAGUGAACACGAACGAGGCUUUCUGCACCGUCAUCCAGACGCGUCUUGCAGGGCACAAGCUUUUGUUCUCUGGGGAGGUGGACUGCAGGGACGGAGACCCUCGGGCCCCAGUGGCUCCUGGCUGCUACGUUGAACUGAAGACCUCUGCUGAAAUCUGCACUCCAAAGCAGCACAGCAAUUUCCUCAGGUACAAACUUCUAAAAUGGUGGGCUCAAUCCUUCCUACCUGGAGUCCCCAGAAUCGUCGCUGGUUUCCGUGACAAUGACGGAAUUGUGGUUUCCGUGGAUACCUUCCACACCUCCAAAAUAUCCCAGCUUAUAAAGAGUGAAGAGAACUGCUGGAAGCCGACUGUGUGCAUGAACUUCUGCGCCGAAUUCCUGUCAUUUGCCAAAACAGUGGCAACUGAAGAUGAUCCUGAGGUGGUCUACCUCUUCUCCUGGGACCCUAACAGAGAUGUCACCUACUCCAUCCACCGGAAUUCACAGUACACCUUCCUCACGGACUGGUACGUGAGAGAACUGACGCACAUGUGACUGAAGGCAGCCCCCAUGCCCGGCGGACACAGCAGAUAUUCAUCCAGGCUGACUGCAUUUCCACCAUACUGACUGACUGGCAGCCUUGGAGUUACAUUCAUUGGGGGGGGGGGGAGGGCACGAGGUGUUAAAUACUGUAUUUUAACACCCUUUUAAUCCAGUAUAGUACAAUCUUGUAAAAUUGGAAAGGGUCAUUUUAAUCAAUAUUAUUAUGCGCUUUGGGCUGU